UAUUUAAGUUAUUUUAGUCUUUCACUAGUACACGGUUAAUCAAGACAUGGAUAGAGUUAAAUUUAAAGUAAACGACAUGACAUGUGUUGUUGGUUCAGAAGUGAGCUCCACUACGACGCUCUUGAACUACAUUCGGCAGACUCUAGAAUUACGAGGAACCAAGUACAUGUGCCUGGAAGGAGGUUGUGGAGCCUGCAUUGUCAGUGUGAAGACACCCGAGGGACAUAUACAAUCUGUCAACUCUUGUUUGGUUUCAGUACUGUCAUGUCACAAUUGGGAAGUUACAACAAUUGAGGGUGUUGGAAACCGGGGCAAAGGUUAUCAUAUCUUACAGAAAACCCUUGCAAAUAAGGAUGGCACCCAAUGUGGUUAUUGCACCCCGGGCUGGGUCAUGGCUUUGUACAGCCUUCUUAAAAACAAAAAGCUGAAUAUGCUUCAAAUCGAAAAAUCUUUAGCGAGCAAUAAUUGCCGUUGUACCGGAUAUAGACCGAUACUGGAUGCAUCCAAAAGUUUUGCUGUUGAUGCUCCAUCUGGUGAAAAGCUGACUAUAGAUAUAGAAGACUUAGACAUUUGUAAAGAAAAAGCUUGUUCAAAAGAAUCUUGCGAUAAGUUCGACUGGUGUCUUGUAAAUUUAAAAGAAGAGAGGGUCCAUAUAAAACUAAAGGACGAUAGAGAAUGGUUCAAAAUACAAACUACUGCUGAAGUUUUCGAAAUAUUAAACAAAACAGGAGAUGAUUCUUAUAUUUUGGUUGCAGGAAACACUGGAAAAGGCGUUGUUCCACUUACAGAAUAUCCAAGAAUAUUAAUUGAUAUAAGCGAAAUCUCCGAAUUGAAAGGUUAUUAUUUUGAUCAGAACUUGGUGAUAGGUUCCGGGACUACAUUAACUGAGCUAAUUGACAUAUUUAAGACAGUAUCAGAAAAGGACGAAGUAUUCAACUAUCUUAACGUAUUAAAUGAGCAUUUGAAGGAAGUAGCACAUAUAGCUGUUCGAAAUUUAGGUACGAUUGCUGGAAAUUUAAUGAUCAAACAUAAAAAGAAGGACUUCCCUUCUGAUGUAUUCCUCAUCUUAGAAACUGUAGGAGCUGCUUUAACUAUACUACAGCCUUCAGGCAAUAAAAAAAUAAUU
Molecule: messenger RNA, 1126 nt
Organism: Pieris brassicae (large cabbage white)
Lineage: Eukaryota; Metazoa; Arthropoda; Insecta; Lepidoptera; Pieridae
Product: probable aldehyde oxidase 4
Exons: 7
Molecular function (GO): FAD binding; 2 iron, 2 sulfur cluster binding; iron ion binding
Source: RefSeq, a predicted model, not a curated record